Messenger RNA from Microplitis mediator, 1998 nucleotides. RefSeq names its product zinc finger protein 468-like. NCBI's taxonomy places the organism in Eukaryota, Metazoa, Arthropoda, Insecta, Hymenoptera, Braconidae. Gene Ontology annotation, cellular component: nucleus. The record is from RefSeq and is a predicted model, not a curated record. The coding region runs from base 334 to 1872 and encodes 512 amino acids. The transcript is spliced from 4 exons.
UGCAGCCAUAUUGUAAUGACGCGAUCUGCAUUAUAAAAUAUACAACAAGCACCAAGCAAUUAUUGCUGUACAUGCUCUGUGAUAUAAUACACUAAAAUAUUAAAACAAAUAGUUGUUAUUUUUAAGAAUAAUGAUAACUAUUUGUUUUAAUACUUACCUGGUUUUAAUUUAACUCACCGUAAUCUCCUCAAUUAAAAUGAAAUUAAAAAUUACAAUACAUAUCACAGUUCUGUGAAUAAAAUUAAACUAAAAAAUAAACGUUGUGAUUAACAUUUAAGGUUAAUACGAAAACUAAUUUUAUAAAAUAAUAAUUCAUUUUCUAAGUUAUUUAAAAUGAAUUUUUCGGAACAAAGUGGCAUUCAAGGACUGCCACAGUUUUCGGAAUUAAAUCCACGAUCAAAUUUUUUAUCAAAUUCAAAUUUUACUUCAACAUCGGCUCAAUUACUUGGUGGACAAAAUUCUGUUUACACUACAAGUGAUCCAGGAAAACAAUCAGUUUUGGCCAACAAUGCGAAUAAAUAUCCAGGAUCAUUACUAGCCUGGUCAAAUUCAAAUGCUCUGAUGCAAUUGUGUGAAAAACAAGCAAUCCAAACAAUAAGCAUUCCAAAUUACAGUCAAAAUAAUUCACUACUUGGUGGUAUGCCAUCAAAUAGUUUACCUGUUAGAUUACUAUCAAAUGUGUAUUUGCCUACAACCUCGCAAGCUGAUACGACAUCAACAAUAAAAUCCGAGGAAGUUAAUAGUGAUUUAAGCAACAGUAAUAUCAGCAAUAAUGAUCAAUCACACAGUCUGCAGUUGCAGAGCGCAAGUAUGGCUGAGUAUUUGCAAAAGUUACAAGCAACGAAAUUACCCCUGGCUACGUUGCAGCAGUUGAUUAAAUUUCAAACCGAGCCGAUGAAAAAAGACAAAGCUGAUAACGAUGAUGAGAGAAACGAUCAACCGAUAAAUAACAUUCUUAAUAUUCCAAGUGUACCGGGUUUUAGAAAUAAUCUACAAAAUGGUAAUCAGUAUUUAAACUCAGAUCAAUUACCGACAAAUAUUAAUCCGAUUGAUUUGAAUAUUCAUAUUGAGACUGAUCCAUUGAAUAGCAGUAGUAGUACUGCUGCAUCUAUACAACAGCCAAUAAAAGUUGAACAGCAAAUACAAACAGACUCACCUAAGACGGAACGCAAAGUUAAAUUUCGUGCUAAAUUGGGUGAGAUUAAAAUCACUACGUGUAUUGACGGUUCACUUCUUUAUUGUUGUCCUGAAUGUAGUAUGGUUUUUCAAGAAAAAUCUGACAUUGAUCAACAUAUUCAGAUACAUCUUCAGGAACGUAAGUACCAGUGCAAAGAGUGUGGUGCAAUGCUGAAGAGAAAAGAGCAUCUGGACCAGCACAUGCGAGGUCACUCAGACGAAAGACCAUUCAAAUGUCUUGUGUGUCAAAAAGCUUUUAAACGAAACGAACAUUUAACGAGGCACUUUGUAAUCCAUUCGGGCGAUAAAAAUUUUACGUGUAACAUUUGCCAGAAAGCAUUUUCACGUAAAGAUCAUUUAAACAAACACACACAAACACAUUUGGGUAUCAGACGCGGAAAAAGUAAAAAAGAUUCAGUACCGAUUGAAAUAAAAGAAACCAUUGAAUCAAUGGGUGAUAUUUCAAAACAUGAUUUGAAUUAUCUAUUGAAAGAUGGAACAUUUAUUAAACAAGAGCAAAAUUCAUUCCUACAACAUAUACAAAAUUUACAUAAAGAUCAACAAUUGAGUCAAACUUUUUCCGUUUUCAAAGAACAAGCUUUAAAGGAAAAUGGAAUUCAUCAACAACCAGCUGUCAAUAUGAAUGAAAUUUUACCCCAAAAUACAAGUACAUUGAAGUUGAAUCUAAACCACUGAAGCGUUCGAUCGAGAUGAACCAGAAGAAUGAUAAAGAUUACAAAAUGUCUCAGUCGAAUAGUAUUGAAAAUAAUUUUCUUCGGCAAUUAUCAUCGAUUUAUAAAUUAGUACAGCCAAGAAAUCAGG